Geodia barretti is the source of this 2817-nucleotide messenger RNA. Lineage: Eukaryota; Metazoa; Porifera; Demospongiae; Tetractinellida; Geodiidae. The record is from the annotation of a GenBank genome assembly.
AUGGUGACAGUUGCUGGGGAUAUCGCAGCCGUCAACAAGUCCGUCUGUUCCGCUAAGGACAAAUGGGAGAAGAUUGGGUCUGGUUUGGGACUCAGUCCUACCACUCUUGAGCAAAUCGGGACGGAUAAUCACGGUGAUCCUGCCAAAUGUCUUUACGCCACAAUUUAUAAAUGGCUGCGUGGGAUGGAUAAAGCCAGUGAAAGGGGGAUCACAUGGAGAGCGUUAAUUCGUACCCUGAAGACUGCAGAAGUUGGUGAAGUAGAUGUGGCCGAACGUCUUAUGGCUGAGAAAGGACUUGUGCCCUCUGCACUGCCUGCUGUAAAAAAGCCACAAGUUUCAGUACCACUUGAAGAAGAGGAAUUCAAAGACAAGAUUGAACUUGGCCUGCAAGACCUGGAGUGGCUUAUAACCAACCUAGAGGAAAUGGCACCUGGCUGGUUCUUUUUUGGCUUAAGGCUAAAGGUGGAGUAUAUUCGUUUGGAAAUAAUCAAGAAAAACAAUCCAAGCGACUGUGUUGCCUGUCUGAGGGAAACACUUGUCUGCUGGCUCAAUCAAAACCCAAAUGCUGGCCAGCUGGUAAAAGCUCUCGAAGAGAAUAAGAAAUUAUUGAAGCACAUCAAGCAAAGUCUCAGCCAGUGUGACCACAGAAAAGAAUUGCCACCAGUAACAGCAGGAAACACCCUGGAGAUUUACCUAAGAAAGUUCUACUGCAACUCCCCGCAACUUGGUGGAACAACCACGUGGCCACCCACACUGAAGGUUGAAUAUAUCAACCUUAAACUUAUAUCGCAAGACCAAAUUAGCAGUGCCAAACACCAGAAGAAAAUAGCAGGGCUUGCUACACAAGGUGAGCUUGGUGCAGCCUUAAAUCAGAGCAAAGAACUUGCUCUUGAGGAUAUUGCCAAUUACCCUAGUCCUCGAAAAGUGAUCAUUAUAGAAGGGGCUCCUGGAAUUGGUAAGACCACACUUGCCUACAAGCUCUGCCUAGAUUGGGCUAACCGGAAAUUGCUUACAGAGUUCUGGCUAGUUGUUUAUAUUCCCCUUCGAGACCGUCUUAUGAGGGUUACUGAAUCUGUAAAUGACCUUCUCCGUUACUUUGGAGACAGCUCCCCAGAAGGUCCUGAAUUUAUUAAACGUAGCCAGGGCAAAGGGAUACUCUUUGUUCUGGACGGUUGGGAUGAGCUGCAGAUGUCUUGUCGCCUGCCAGACAGCUUUUUCCCUAAACUCGUUCAAGGAAAAUUUUUACCUCAAAGCAGCAUCGUCAUCACUUCUCGUCCUGGAGCAUUUGAUUGCGAUAUACGUCAAUACGCUAAUCGUCUGAUCGACAUACUUGGUUUUACAGAAGAGCAGGUAAUGCAGUACAUACGGUCAUAUUUCAAACAGUAUGAAGAUGAAGGUGCAGCACAGAAGCUUAUCGAUGAAUUACAGACGUAUCCAAACAUAGCCAGCACCUGCUAUGUAGCCAUCAACUUAACUAUAUUGUGUUAUGUUUACCUUGCCUCUGACUUUCACCUUCCUCUUACUCUCACUGAAGUGUACGAACAGUUUGUGUUACAUGCAAUCAAGCGCCAUUUCAAGAGGCUAGCUGAAAUCGAUGACCCCAACAAGAUCAAUACAGAAGGUGUUAUUGGUGUUCGGGCAGUUGCUGGUUUUGAUGAGUCUGUGACAAGGGUUUUGAAAGGCCUUGGAAAGUUGGCAUUGGAAGGAAUUGAGUGUGGCGAUCUAAGUUUCACCAGAAGAAGAGUCACUGGUGCAUGCCUUCUUAACGACACAGAAGAAUUUGAUGGUUUUGGACUGCUAAAAGUUCUCCUUCUGUUUCAAAUCCACGGAACUGAACGCAGCUAUCAUUUUAUGCACUUGACCGUGCAAGAAUAUCUUGCUGCCUACACUGUUUUCCAAAUGGAUGAACAACAACAAGGUGCUUGGUUGGGAAAGAAUCUUACUAACAGCUCCUGCGAGAAAGUGAUCAAAUUCUUCUGUGGGAUGGACCGGUUCAAGUCACGCCCUGCAAAGGUCCUCUUUAUUCACGCUACCACUCCUUUCGAACUGGAAUGCGUAUUUGAAGGUCAGUGGGAAGACUUUUGUCAGAAAAUAGCCGAAAAAAUGUGCAAUAAGCUCUCCAUUACCCAUAUGAGACAUGUCGAACCUUACCAGGCUCUUGUAUAUGGUUAUGUGAUGACAAAAUCAAAAACCCAGUGGCAUCUUCAGUGGAGCAACUGCAUUGUUGAAGAGCAUGUGCUGAAAGGCAUGAGCCGACACUUGCUUAAGUCCCCAACAGCUCUUACACAGAUCUCAAUGACACGUAGUACUUUUGCCACACAUAAAGCUGUAGUAUUGUUCUCAGAACUCAUUCAGUCACAAGUAGAUCUUUUCGAGCUCUCAGUCACUGGAGUGAAACUAGACGAAGAUAGCUUCAGCGUAAUCUGCAAAGCACUUGAAAAUAAACCGACUUUGAAAGCUAUCGAUCUUUCUAAGAAUGGCCUUUCAGAGAGAAGCUCUGCGGAACAUAUUGCUUCAUUGCUACCCAAACUGCCUUCACUUCAGGCAUUAGAUGUUAGUAACAACCACCUAGGAGAAGAUGGCUGCCGGAUUAUUCUCCAGGCUGCAGCUAACAGCACGUCUCUUGAAAAACUUUGCCUACCAAAGCCACAAAGUGACUCACUUUCAGUAUACAUUGGUGAACUUAAUGCUAAAAGGAAGGAGAAAGACUUGGUAAUUUCUUUCAUUUGAAGUCUUUUCCCUUAUACUUCUUUCAUUGGGACACUUUUUCAACUCUUCUCAUGUAACACUUUCUCAGAUUUUUUAUGACGAACUUUU